Molecule: messenger RNA, 2026 nt
Organism: Amoebophrya sp. A25
Lineage: Eukaryota; Dinophyceae; Syndiniales; Amoebophryaceae
Source: the annotation of a GenBank genome assembly
GCAGCAGCGAGAACCACUUUUAGAUCGACGGCUUUCCACCUUCAGAUGUGCAUCUAUGAAUACUUACACAAAAUACACCUUUUUUCCUCAUCUGCGCUUGUGCUCGACCGCAGCCACCGUUUGUCUGCUUGAAAGAAGCAUGAUAUCAUUCACCUGUGCAUUUUUCAUGAAACCAAGAAGAGAGUUACUAGAAGUACCCUCGUUCUUUUUCCCAUCACGUCGAAACAUACGGCCCAUGUUGUUGUUAUAAUUAAUGGCAUUAGUUUCACAAAUAUUUACGUCAACAGGGUACAGCUACUAGGGUGUUGUACCUACUCUCCUUAGACCCCUCGUCCUCCGAUGAUUCGGUUGCAUCCACUUCAUGAAAUUUUAUGGUGAUGACUUGAUGCCCUUGCCUGCACCCACAUGGAUCCCUGGAAGGGUGGCGAGACACGGGGCUCCUCGAGCACCGAAUCAUUUCAUAACAACAAGACUGUUUAUCAGAAUGCCAAUGUGUACGAACGUAGAAAAAUGAGCUUGUCCUGACUUGUACCUGUUGAUCAAAAAAAAUGCUGGUAUUUCGAUCGACUCACGAAGAGGAGCAAACUUGAUUGUUUACAACUACUUCGUGUAAUUCAAAUGCUCCGAGUAUUUUUCACUGGCACACCACCGAGGCGACCCUCUAGAAGGCUACAGAAAAGUGAUCAUGAUGAAGAUAGAUCAUUAUAGACGCAGGUGGGUUGUGCUUAUCUGUUAGUGAAUGUGAAUCUUAUCUGGUGUCUGAAUCUGAAAUGUAAGUGCGUUCCUGAAGUCAAAAAGUCAGAACUACAUCAAAUAAUCCACACGGUACAAAACCAAAACUGGAUCCGCGCAUCUGACCUAGACCACCAGGACCAGCACGGCCACGUGCUGAACUGUGUAUAUGCAGAAUUUUAGAGCGUAACGCGAUAAGAAUAAACAUCCGCCACCGUUUUAGUUGUGUUUAUUCCUAUCCUGACACCGAGCGACCCCGACGAUAGAGAGAAACGCGACGGGAGGAAUCAACGACGCCCCGAAUUGUGAAAAUCGUGCGCAGUUUUGCCUGUUCUGUGUGUUUAUUCCUAUCCCGAGAAAAGUUUCCUAGAUCGUGUUUUCGUCUAUCGUUCUGCAGUCGGUUUAGAGCGAAACUCGUGAAAUGCUUCGAAAUCGCAAAAGAUGCGAAGGUCGUUGGCACAAUUUACGUCGUAGGCGGUCUGUUGAGGGUUUUCUGUCGUGCGAGUUGCGCCCAUGGCGUAGUCUGUGCGUUGAGGGUAUUUCUGGCCUUUUAGUCUGCUGAGAGGAUAACUUUUUGUGAGAGUUAAGAGGAUAGCCCGCUGAGGGUAUUGCCGUAGUGUUUCAGCAGUGUUCGGAGGUCGUUGGCACAAUUUGCGUCAUAGGUACUUUGCUCGAGAUGAAAUCUGUCGAGAGUAUUGGGCGGCGAGUCUGUUGAGGGUAUUGCGCUGACUCUGCUCGGAAUGAAAUCUGUCGAGAGUAUUGGGCGGCGACUCUGUUGGGGGUAUUGCGCAGCAUGUGAAAGAAGUGCACACGACGCCGAUGGGAGAGAAGUCCACACGACCCAGCGCCAAUCUGUUGAGGCUGUUUCAUUGCGACCUGUUAGAGGUUCGCCGCGCUUGUCAAAGAGAAGAGGCCGGGAGCUGUCUAGUCGAGUGCGGAGCCAUGCUGCAGCUGCUGCAUUGAGGGACGAACCUGCGCGGCUCUAUUCUGUUUGAGAUUUUUGCUGGUUAUCUGUUGAGGCUUUAAGCCAGCCUCGCAAAUUUUGAGAGUUUCGAAUUAGAUAGGCGCCCAGAGGGGUCCACCGUGCGCCCAUCUGUUUGAGCUACUACUUAGUGGACGUCUGUGGAGGGUUGAGCUGAGCAAAAGUCUGGGCUUUAAAGUUGUUUGCGUUUCGUUAAGUAAUUGAGCGACUAAGACGCGCCGAACGUGACUCGAAGCGCACUGACGUGGCGACAUACUUAGUCCGUCGCUUCUCUUUCAAGUCCAUCCAUGGCGUUGCUGCCCCCCCCUCCCC